This is a messenger RNA of Monomorium pharaonis (pharaoh ant), 1202 nucleotides long. RefSeq names its product 6-pyruvoyl tetrahydrobiopterin synthase (gene purple). The transcript has 4 exons. The coding region runs from base 546 to 1010 and encodes 154 amino acids. The record is from RefSeq and is a predicted model, not a curated record. Gene Ontology annotation, cellular component: mitochondrion. Gene Ontology annotation, biological process: tetrahydrobiopterin biosynthetic process. Gene Ontology annotation, molecular function: 6-pyruvoyltetrahydropterin synthase activity. NCBI's taxonomy places the organism in Eukaryota, Metazoa, Arthropoda, Insecta, Hymenoptera, Formicidae.
AUUUAUUAAUUUUUAGAUUUACACGUUUAUUUCAUUGUUAAAUUAAAUAUUAAUUGCCUUCAAAUUUCUGUGGCGCGGAUUAGAUUAAGUUAGGUUAAGUUAGAUUUCACAUCCACGUGACAUCUGCGUGUCGCGCGAUAAAACUCCAAGCUGACACAAGCUGACAGUUUGACAGGUUCGACUUUUUUUUUAAGUUCUUAUCUUUAAAUGUUGCGAACAUCGCAGGGAAUUAAAAAUCCGUAUAAGGUACAAAAUGAAAAAAAAAAAAAUUUCCGUGAAGCGCGUGUGAAACGUAAACGCGAAAUUUUAGGGUAAAUGACAGCCUACGCAAAUAAUAUCGAUUACCUUAACCAAUAAUCGCGACGCACAUAUGUCUUUCCAUAACGAUUGCAAGUGUCCACGCAGUUACUCAAUCAUGAACCUUUAUUUGACAAGUCGACUGCUGUUGCGGCGAGAUUAGUCACCGUUCUGCAUCCCUCGAAAGGAACGAAUUUUUUUCCAUCGCCUGUAAGAUAUAACUGAGCUCUUUGUCCGCGCGUUGGAGAAUGGAUUCACAUCACAAGAGAAGGCCGAUCGCUUAUUUGACGCGGAAGGCGCAAAUAUCCUGUAGUCAUCGUUUGAACAGUCCGUUCCUGACCGACGAGGAGAAUAAACAAGUGUACGGAAAAUGCAACAAUGUUUGGGGCCAUGGUCAUAAUUACACCGUGGAAGUAACGAUCCGUGGACCUGUAGAUCCGUCCACUGGAAUGGUUAUGAACUUGGAGGAAUUAAAAGCUUGCAUGGAUAAGGUGCUGAUGGAUCAAAUGGAUCAUAAAAAUAUAGACAAACAAGUGUUUCACUUGAGAAAUACAGUCUCAACGACCGAGAAUGUCGCUAUUUAUAUAUUCGAGGAGCUAAAAACGCACAUGUCCAAUCCCGAACUGUUGUACGAAGUCAAGGUCCACGAAACCGACAAAAAUGUUAUGUCUUUUAAGGGAGAAUACAGUGAUAAUGUAUCUUCUGAUAUGUAAUUAAUGGUAUCUUAAUUAGACCCACUUGGUUGUACAGAUUUGUUUAGUUUUGAUAUUUGUAAGAUUUUUAUUACAUUUGUAUAACAAUGUAUACAAUUACAUGAUUGUAUAAUUGUAAAAUAUAAUUUUAUAUUAAUAAUUGUAUAUUUUAUAUUAAAACAAUCGAAAAUAAUAUAUACAAAUUAUGCAUUA